Messenger RNA from Neurospora hispaniola, 261 nucleotides. RefSeq lists its product as uncharacterized. The coding region runs from base 1 to 261 and encodes 86 amino acids. The record is from RefSeq and is a predicted model, not a curated record. Lineage: Eukaryota; Fungi; Ascomycota; Sordariomycetes; Sordariales; Sordariaceae. The transcript has a single exon.
AUGGCCCUCACCCAACUGGCGCACUCGGCGUCAGCAAUCCUCCCACUUGUGCUGCCCUCCAUUGCAGCCAUUCUCGCCUUCGCCAUCUUCCAGCGCUACUUCGCGCCGAAUCCGCUGUCCAACCUCCCGAUCGUCGGCGAAGAGUACCAUGGGUACGAGAAAAAGAGGCAGGCGUAUCUAACCAAAGCAAAGGAUCUUUAUCUUGAGGGAUAUACCAAGGUUUGUCUCACCCUCGAAUGUGGAUGUACUGGCAAGAGAUGA